This is a messenger RNA of Drosophila eugracilis, 3554 nucleotides long. RefSeq names its product cyclin-dependent kinase 12. The transcript has 6 exons. NCBI's taxonomy places the organism in Eukaryota, Metazoa, Arthropoda, Insecta, Diptera, Drosophilidae. Bases 414 to 2618 code for a protein of 734 amino acids. The record is from RefSeq and is a predicted model, not a curated record.
UGCAGACGUCUCGCACAGCUGCCAGAAUCGAGUGUUUCGAGUUGAGGGAAGAGACAGCCUGCGGGAACCAGUGUUUUCACCUGUGAAAAUUAAUCAAAUUCCCAAUUAGCAAUCGCCUGGCAUCCAGCCACAGGAGGAGCAGGAGCUACAAUGCUGGCACCAGGACACAGAAGCCACCGACUACGAUGACGAGUGGGGUUUUGCACAAAGAAAGUCGCGAAAAUAUAUGCACAAGCCAGUAUACAUACAGACGGAGCGAAGGCAAAUCUGCUUUUAGGUCACACAAAAGGCUCUCGCAGCAGCAGGACCAGCAUUAACAUCAACAGGAGCAGCCAAGGAAUUCCAAGAACGAACCAACAAAUCCCCUAUUGAUGAUAGCAGAUCUAGGCCAAAGGAAUUGAGGAGCCGUUGCGAUGCCGUCACGUCGCUCCGGUGGCGGUGGCACCACCAAGAGGAAACACUCGCUGGGAAACCUCCGUCGAGCCCAUCCUGCAUCCGGUGCCACAUGGAACGUUCAGGUGGUGCGGGGCAAGAUGUCCUCGAAGUGCCUGUGGCACGCCUGUCGAGCCUUGAUUCUGGGCCUCACUUUGAUGCUCCUCGGCGCAGGAAUGGCCACUUUGGGCUACUACGCGGAUCACCUCUCGAUGGGAUCAGAAUUGCGGGGCAAUGUCACGGUGCGAGUCAAGAACGACCUGAAAGGCUUCCAUCUGAACAACUUUGCCUACGUGGGCCCCAUUGUCAUGGGCUUCGGUGGCUUCAUCGUGGUGGCCUCCUGCGUGAUGACCUUCGAAGCCCGCGACUCCGCCGCAAAGGUCGUUCCAGCUCGAUUGCGAGCUGGAGGAGGCGGCAGCAGCAAGAAUCCUUCGAGGAGCAACCAAGGGAGCUCCGCAUCUCAGCGACGCGGAAUGGGGGCUCAGUACCAGUCUAGCCGUUGGGAUCAGCACUUCGGGGUGUUCCGCUCCUCGCCCGGCGAUCCUCACCAGCAACCGCAGACCGCCUGCAUAUCGGCCACACAUCCGCAUCCGCAUUCACAUUCGCAGCAGCCCUUCGAUCGCGAGGCACUCACCGCCGAACUGGUCAAGUUCUCCAGGUCACUCAGUGCAUCCAAUCGCUUCUGUCACCAGUGGCGCCGCCUUUCAGGGGCUGGCUCCGCUCCGGAUCUGUCCGGAUCUCAUGCUCAUGCCAACACCACCAACUCCACCACCACCACCACCACCACCAAUACCACAAACCACCAACAUCCGACCACCACUAAUUACUACAAUUUGCUCUCACUGAAUCGACUGUCGCCGUUGGAAUGGGAACUGUAUUGCUCGCACCGCCGACAUCGUCGCCACCACCAUCGCCAUUCGCACCACCACCACAAAUCCUCGAGCAGCAGUGUGCGUAGAGUGCGCCAAGUGCGUCCUGGAUCCGGAUCGGGCUCUAAUCCGGCCGGAGGAGGAGGAGCUGGCUCCUCUUCAUCCGCACGGAUCAUUAGCAACUCCUCCAGCUUGAUCCAAAGGGCCACCAGGGAGUGCUCUCUGCUCCAACCUCCGGCUGCAAGUCGUGUCUACUGGCAGGCCUCCUCCUUCGACGGCGGCAGCAACCCACCGCCAGGAUUGGGCAUCAGUUCCGGGGCGGAGAAGCGCAGCGAGCGAAACAAGAGGUCGGACACCGCCAAGAGGCAUGUACUCUCCAGGCAGAGACCGAUCGAGCAGGAGGAGGCUCGCGAUCACAGUCGCAGUCCUCUGGGUCACAGGCGGAACUCCACGAUGUCGGACUCCUCGUAUAGCGGCCGCUGGACGGCUCGCUGUGCGUCCAUCGCUAGUCGAACAUCUAGUAUUGAAUCUCGGCGUGUUCAAGUGGAUCUGCAUAGUCCAGAGGUGAUGCCCAAGUCGAUUCUGCGAUCGCCCAAGCGCUACAGCUCCGGUCCAUCGGCCACGCCCUCCGUGGAGAAGGAAUUUCGUAGCCAGCUGUCCGUGUGCUCGGAGCCACCGCCACCGGUGCGCCAGCUGUCAGGACAAUCCAGCAUGGAGCCAGCUGUUCCCGAGGAGAGUCUCGAUCAGUCGGAGGAGCAAGAGACUACCUCCCAGCCCAAGACAUCAUACGAGGAGAUUACCGAGCUGCAGCACCAUACGAGCAGCUUGCCACCGAAGAAGACGCGUCCUGGAUUUUUGCCAAUCGCCCGCAGCGAACAGGAAGAGGAUCAGAGGCCAGUGGCCAAUCCGCUCUACAGGAGUAACAGUUCGCGCCAGUUCUACAGACCCAAAAAGGGAGUACCCAACGAGCGGGAUGAUUCCGUAUUCUACAUACGAUCCAUGGAAAGGGGAUUGGCUGGAAAUGGCGGAAGUGGAAGUGCGGAUGAGCAGAUGUAUGAUUCCUUGAGGGUCAUCAACGAAAGGAGAACCACCUUGCUGAAGGCCGACUCGCAAAGCUCUUUGGGGUCGGCAGAACGAAAGCUGAGCAGCUUCUCCCUGAAAAUGCCUGAGAUUACGGAGCGGGAGAACUCCAUCGAGAUAGAGAUGGAUGCAGAUGAGCCCCAUGAUCCUCCACCUGCUCCACCUGUUCCUUCAACGCCUCCUCCGCCUUCGCUUAAUCCACCUCCAACCGAAACAAUCCAGGACAAUGAUCCCUAGGAUCGAAAGGAUAACCCCACGUCAUAGCGUUUAGCCAGCAGCCAUCGACAAUUACUUUAGCAACUCGAUUGAUGUUUGUAUAUGUAUUUUUGUGCGUGUGUGUCGUUUAUUUUUAUAACCCCUAGAUCGUACCUAGAUAAGUGUUAUAUAUAUAUAUUAUACCAGCAAUUAUCUCUGUGUUGCCUCGGGCCUAAGCAAUCAACUAACGAAUCUUCAACGAUGUCUAUUAAUUGGAUUAACUGAUGUUAUUAAACAUUUAACUGCAGUUGCGAUUAAAAUAUAGGUUUUGCAAAUACUGAACAUAUGCAAAAAAUAUUAUUUCAUUCGCAGCUGUCGGCACUAGUCUUCCUAUUGUUAGAAUAUGAGAAAUAUCACGUUAUUACAGCGCCUAUAUCCUGGGCCACGAGGCUCUUAUAGGUGUACUGUUGUUAUCAAUACUAUUUAUCGGUUACUGUUAUUGCUAAUCUCUACGAGGAUGUGUAGUCACAACGAUCUAGAUACGAGGGCGAGGCCAAAUACAAAUUGCCAGACUUGUGCAUACCCUGUAAAAAGUACAAUCAGCUUAUAGUAAAGACUGAUUAGCAAAUUGAUUUACAAAAUUGGUCAACAGCGAAAGAAAACAUGUCAAUGAAAAGCAAUCGGAACACGGAUUAUGUUCGAUACACAUAAUUAGUUUUACGCUCUCAGUGUUAUUCCCCACAUUACAAGUACCUAUACGAUUAUAUAUCUGAGUGUUUAUUUGUAAGCCAGCAAUUACAAAGUUUCUCGUUCCAUAAGUGUUGAUAACCCCGCAGAGCCCGAAAAUUCGAAAUGAUGGAGUUAGUUUUAAUAGAAGGCGGGCAAAGAAACCCUGUUGAUGUGCGGCGAAUUUUGUAAUAUUGUUCAUUGCAUGAUUAAUAUUGCAUAAAUAAAAGCAAACAAUGUGUGUCUAUUAAA